This is a messenger RNA of Manduca sexta (tobacco hornworm), 5252 nucleotides long. Its product is annotated as WSCD family member AAEL009094. Gene Ontology annotation, molecular function: sulfotransferase activity. The transcript has 5 exons. The record is from RefSeq and is a predicted model, not a curated record. Bases 652 to 1545 code for a protein of 297 amino acids. NCBI's taxonomy places the organism in Eukaryota, Metazoa, Arthropoda, Insecta, Lepidoptera, Sphingidae.
CAUUAGUGGGCAAUUUUAGGAUGAAACAACAGAAGAUAUUUUUGAAAUGAACCUAAUCUUCAAAAUAUACAAUUAUAAAUAAAUAAACACAUUUUUUGUUUGUAUUCACUAUUGGCAUAAUGAUUCAAGACCAUUGCAUCUAUAAAAUAAAGAAAAAUGAACUAGUGUUGCCCACUAUACCAUUUUCUGUACAAGAUUCUGGAAAUACUUGAUAGUUUAUAAAAAGUAAUAUAUUUUAUUCACAAUUUCACAGAUUUGUGGGAAUUAAAAACAAAAUUCGUAUAGGUUUUGGAGUUUCAUUUAAUACAUUUUAAGUUAAGUUUACUUCCAGUGAUGUAGGUAAGAUGUAGUCUUGAAGAAUUUUUGUGACUUUCCAGGAAAGCAACUGAAUUUUCCUUGUUUUAAAAUAUUUAUCUCUUAUUUUUCAUUCAUAAAUUCUUAAAUAUGUUAUUCUCAUGUUUUAUAAAAAUUGGUUCACAGGUCUUGUGUAAUUUUAAGAAGACUUGGAUUAUCACAAAUCACAAUCGAAUCUAGCAACACUUACACUGUGUAGUGGUGUUUAUUCAAGAGUGGUGUUGUACAUCGCUCCAAUAAAAAUUAUGAAUUGAAGAAUAAAUAUCACGUCAAUAUAUUAAAUUUAUCAAAUGAAACAUGUCUCGAAGGUCAAUAAUAGUGCUCGCCGCGGCAGUUGUGAUGCUGUAUUUUUCUAUAAUUUUAUUUAUGCUGAGCCCUUUGCACGGCGCGAAAAGUGCUUAUUACGGUAAUAGUUACAUGAAUCAUUUCGGUUUUCGCCAAGUACCGAGUGUGAACUGGUGCAAGGAGUUGAAGUGGCGGUCUCCUCCUUCACCUAACGUGGUGGCUCUGGUGUCUUACCCUGGCAGUGGCAAUACGUGGUUACGAUACUUGCUGCAACAAGCCACAGGUAUAGUAACAGGUUCCAUAUACAUGGACUAUGGUCUUCGAGUGCAUGGUUUCCCGGCAGAGAACGUAACUGACGGUUCCGUGCUGGUUGUGAAAACCCAUGAAGCACCACCACUUGAGCCAGAUAAAUUCAAAUCUGCCAUAUUACUAAUAAGGAAUCCAAGAGAUGCUAUAUUGGCAGAUUUCAACCGCCUCCACAAGGGUCAUAUAGGGACAGCACCCAAGUCGGCGUUUAAAAGAAAAUCACAAGAGCAUAAAAAAUCAGAGUGGGCUAACUACGUGUCGGCGCAGCUGCCGGUGUGGGAGUCGCUGCACCGGCUGUGGCUGACGCGGUUCGCGGGCCCCGUGCACAUAGUGUUCUACGAGCUGCUCGUGCAGGACACCAGGGCCACGCUCGCGGAUAUACUCGAGUUUGUCAACGUUACUGUUACUGAGGAGAGCAUGAACUGCGCCAUAGCGAACAAGGAGGGUAUUUAUCGCCGCAAAAAAAAGUACGACGACUUUGACCCGUUCACAUCGGACAUGUACGUGGCGCUCGACGACGUGCGAAACCGGGUACUGCGCAUAGUAUCGGACUACAGGAAACGGCACAACAUCACUGAUAGGAGUAAAGGGAAUUUCUAGAAUUCUUCAUAGGUGUUUGAAACAAAUGUGGCGAUAAUUUUAAAAUGUUGUGUGAAAACAUGUUUCUGAGUAUUGUUCUGAGAACAAAGGUUUUGAUGACAGAUUUGAGGGUAAAAACGAUAUGGAUAAUAGAAAACAAACUCACACUUUGAGUAGGGUCUCAAGUAAACAUUUAAGAUUAUGAACAUUAAAUAAAACUUGAGAUGUCAGUUAGCGUUUGAUGUAAGCUGAGUUGACGCUAUAAAACUUAACUCGUCUCCCAAAUACAUAACGCCAGUUAAAAUGCAACGAUUACGAUGGUAAUCGUAGCAUCUCAACUUGCGUACUUGUGCUCGACGAUCUUAAGAUGCUGAUAGCAACUUAACAGCGUUUCAUCUGAUUCGCACUUAAGAGCGAGACUGAGUUGGAACUAUUAAUAGCUUAUGAUGGGUUUGGUGGUUGAUUUUGAAGUAGAAUUUAACGUCUCGAGAAUAUUUUGUUAAUACUUCACUGGUAUGUUUUCGCCAGAAGUGUAGUUGUUCACGCUUUGCCAUAAAAAUAUCUAUAAUAAGACAACUUGUUAAUGGUAUUUAAAGGUGCAUAACACAAAUCUUGUAGCUUCCAGGACUUUUAUUUUUUUUGUAGUAAUUUUUAUGAGUAUUUUAGCAUAACCAAGAAUCUCAAAUACAGCCAUACCAAAUAAAAUUACCUAUUUGUUGUUCUUACUUACGUUUAACACUUUAUUUUUGACAUAUAUUUAUUAGUAAAUUUAUAUUUUAAUGAGGCCAAAUAAUGUCAGUGGUUUGCUUCAAUAGGUAUUUCCAGUAGGCAUUAUCCUACAUCUGAUUUUGUUUAUUCAACAAGAUUAAAAGACAAUAAUAUCUAAGCGACAAAUAUAUCGACAAUUAAAUAUUGGAAUCGUCAGAUUUUUCUGCGCUUUUGUAUCUCUAAGACAAUUUUAAUAUCAGUAGAAUUAUAUUUAUAAAGUAAAUAAAAAUCGUUCUACACAAAAGUUUAAUGAUUGUCGCUUAGAUAUGAUUGCUUUUCAAGUGUCGAUAUGUCAAAUAUUGUAAUGUGCAGGAGUAGGAGCGUAGUCGCUUCGUCUCGUUCUUUCGCACGCGUCGUAAUUACCGAUGACGUCACGUGCGCGUAUUGCGCCUCUUUUCUUGUUUCCUGUAAUUUACACCUUGCACCGAAAUUCAAAGGCCUAUAACUUGUUGAUUUUUUUUGCGAAUUUUAAUCACUUUUUCUGUUAAUAUUUGAUUACAGUUAAAACAGAAGGAGUCAAAUAUCCUAUUACAUAAGUUUGUUAAUUUGUAUGUUGUUUGUUAUAUUGUAUAGAUCAGGAUGUUUGAACUAUCACUAAAGUUGUAGCAAUUAUUAUUGCUAACUCCAGUUAGAUUCGUAACAUUAAUAAGUAUAUUAAAUAUACAUUUAUUCGGUUAUUAUAAAUUGACUACCAAAUAUUUUUAGUUAACGUUGUUUUGUUUUAGCUGAUUUAUUAUUUUAUUUCUCUUCGUGAGAAUGCCUACUGACGAAUUAAUUUACAUUAUUAUUUUAUGUACCAAAAUACCAUUGCUUACUUUAUUACCUUUUAUUAUUGAUACAAUAAGAAGACAUUUUUACAUAGUUAUUUUUAUUUUGAACCAUUCUUUAGUUUUUGUUUUUGCUGUUACAUAUUUAAAUAUUUUGAAGUCAUAAAAAGCAGUAUUUGCAAUCACCUUUUUAUUACCUAUUUACUUACAUUUUAUAUCUAAUUUCAAUGUAAAAGAUAAACAUGAGUACAAAUGCAGUAUUAAUAUCGAAAACUAUCACUCAUUGCUCAAAUAUGUAUUACAUGUCUUAUUCUGUGUAUCCAAGACAAUAAGUUAUGCUCUCUUCAUUUUUCUUAAUGCAUUCCAUUAAAUUAUUUUCAAAAUUAUCAUUCCAUUAUCGAUCGUUUUCAAUAAACGAUAUCGAUCUUAAUCGUAGAUCCGAUCUCAAGAAUAAACCAAUCAAAAUAAAUCACUUGUAAGUCUAAAAACACUAUUCUGAUUGGUCCGUUUUGACGAUCGUUCGAAAAGGUUGGGAUUGUUAAUUAAAAACGGUCCUAUAUCGAUAAUAAUAUUUAUUCAAACAAUUAGAGGUUUUUUAUAUUAAUUUUGUUUAAAAAGAUGUGUAUAUAUUUAUAGUUGUGUAGGAAUUAGUAUUUAUAUACAUAGUAUUAUAUUGUAUUAUUUACAUAGUACUAUUAUUAUUUACAUAUUCAUAGUAUUGUGUUAUUUACGAGAAGUCAACUCGUUUAAUGUUCCUACUUUCUUGGCCUAAGAACGACCAUUUCGGAGGUCUUGUUGACCGUGAUUUGAAUCGAGUUUUCAAGGCUGCUUGCUAAGAUAACUCGAAAAAUGAACAAUAAAGUGGAUUUAUAAACCCCUAAACACAAAUUCAGGUUGAUAUUUUGUGUUUAAUGUAACAAAUUAGACGUACUUUAAAUUUAGUCACCGAGACUGGUAAGAUUGGUUGAAUAAAUUUAAACGAAAUAAACAUCAAAUUGAUUUUAGAAAUUUGUACCUAUUUCUUAUCAAAUGCAUUAAUAAGUAACAAAUCGACCGGCUUUGCAGUAUUUCUAUAUACGUAUUGUAAAUAGUGUAACCACAUUGUGAUUUUAUGAUACACCGUACUUUAGUGUUAAAAGCAAAAAAUAUUCAGUACAAGAUAAGGGAAUUGAAAUGAAUUGACUACAGCAAUAGAAAAAUCUCGUGAUGAAAUAUUGAAUUAAGAUCAGGAGCCCUAUUCCUUCUAUAGAGGCGAAUCCUUCUUUUUGCAAUAACAGGCGUUCUGUUCGAAGGACAGCUUCAAUAGCCGUCUAGGUAAGAGAGUAAAAAAAUACUUAUUUACCUAUUCGAUUAUAAAAGCUAUCCUUCGAAUAGAUUGCCCGUAAUUGCAAAAAGACGGAUUUGCCCCCGUAGACACAAAAGAGCCCCCUGACCUAAAUCUAACAUUUCAUCACAAGAUUUUUACAAUGGCUAUAGUCUAGUUUUUUUAUGUGCAAAAUAUAAAAUGGAUUAAUUUAUGUUCCGAAUUUAUUUUCAACUUGAUUUUAGUGCCUAGAAAUGGUCGUAUAAUUUAUUGUUAGUUAUUCCUAGGCUUCUAGUCAACGAGUAUUGUAAUCACAUACUAGUCUGUUACACGUAUGCCACACGAAUAGUUUGUGUAUCAACGAAACGAUGACCCAGAGUUCAAAACUGAGCCUAUUGUGAGCGCGACGACUUACGAUCGAUAGAAUAUUUUUUUAACCAUUUAUAAAGUGUGAAUAAUUUUAUAUUGUCUAUUUUAUUGAUGGUAGAAAAUGUUGGCUCCGAUGUUUAUAUUGGAAAUAGCUAAUGGAGAGAUGUUGCAAUUGUAAACCAAUUUCAAAAUAAAAAGUAUUACUAUGAUAGUGGUGUUUAUCAAUAAUUAUAGUUUUAGUACAUGUUCAUAAAUGGAACAAUGUAUGUCUCUCUAAUUGAUUAUUUGUGUAAAUAUAUUUUGCAAUGAUAGCUUUAUCGAUCGUAAAUCUUUAGCGCGAUUUAAUAUUAGCCAGCACCGUGUUAUAAUAUGCACUAUCAAUGUUUAAAUUAUGUUGGAUUAUUUAUUAGUUGAAUUCUAUUUAGACAUGUAUGUUGCUUUUGAUAUAAUUUACUAUUGUAAAUAUAUAGAUUAUUUUGAAUUGUAAGUAGAUCGAGCCAAAUAAAUGUAUUUAUAAAGUU